AUGUCCGCACACUUCUGCAGACAGGUAUACUCGUCCUGGCGUGAGACUCGUCGCGGCAGCGGCAGCGGCAGCAUCGCCGCGCCAGAAAUGGUGGCCCUCACCACCGUCAAGAACACCUCGCCACUGUCCGCGCCUACGUCGCCGCGAUCAAGCUUCAGCUCCAUCAGCAGCGAGCCGUCGGGCUGGACCCGGCCCUCGUCUUCAUCGAGCGACCGAUAG
Cordyceps militaris CM01 is the source of this 219-nucleotide messenger RNA. RefSeq lists its product as uncharacterized. NCBI's taxonomy places the organism in Eukaryota, Fungi, Ascomycota, Sordariomycetes, Hypocreales, Cordycipitaceae. The record is from RefSeq and is a predicted model, not a curated record. Bases 1 to 219 code for a protein of 72 amino acids. The transcript has a single exon.